AUGUUUGGGCCAUACCCUCAAACACUUAUUUCUUCGUCUUUUCGACAUUACCCUAUAGCGGAAGCCCUGCUAGCCCAAGUACUGGGGCCUACAGUGUCAGUUGCUAUUGUCAGUGCAGUCAUGGAAAAGACAUACCGAAGAAACACAUAUCAGUAUAAAUUAAAAGACUCUAAGACCGAUGAAUUGAGGAAGCUCGGCGAAUUUCUGGUUGAAGAUUACCGAGUAGCCUUCAAGAAAGCCUAUGGUAACCUGUUGGGAGUCCUAUCUACUAAAGAAGACGAAGGACUGAUAUUCAUAUUCGCACAGUUCUAUGACCCUACAUUACACUGUUUCACAUUCCAUGACUUUCUUCUAGCCCCCACGUUAGAAGAGUUUGCUCACUUGCUACAAUUGCCAGGCCUUCCGUCUAAGUUCCAGUUCGAGAAUGCCACUGUGUUUGCCAACAGUGGAAGUUGGGACGCCUUUUAUGCCAGCUUUGCACUACUCAUUUACGGUCCGGUACUAUUCCCGAGUGUUGAAGGUUUCACUGAUAAGACCGUCAUCACCAUCUUCAUCUCCCAGAACCUAGUUCCUACAUUACUAGCUAAUGUUUUCUUCUCUUUCCAUUGGAGAAACAUGAAGAAGGGUGGAACUAUCAAUUGUUGCAUUCCCCUGCUUCAUAAGUGGAUCAUGUCCCACUUACCGAAGAAAGGGUCGUUUGUUGAUAAUGUGGGUGCUUUGAAAUGGUCACAAAGGUUGAUGUCGUUAGAUGCCGAAGACGUCGUUUGGUAUAGCCAUGAUUAUUUAAGGGUAGAGUUGAUCUUCCGAUGUGAGGAGUUUCCGAAUGUUUCGCUCGUCAUCACAAAAGGGGGUUUGAUCAACUAUAACCAUGUUCUCUCAUUGCGUCAAUUGGGGUAUCCACUUAAGCAGAAGCUUGAAAACCGCAUAUUGGAAGAACUACUUUUAGCUGAAGGGGUCGAAAAUAUGGAUCUGAUGAAGAAGGUGCGCAGAGCCUGGGGAAAGAUACAACGUAUUGGAAAGAAAGAAUUGGGAAAAUAA
Lathyrus oleraceus (garden pea) is the source of this 1038-nucleotide messenger RNA. RefSeq lists its product as uncharacterized. Bases 1 to 1038 code for a protein of 345 amino acids. The record is from RefSeq and is a predicted model, not a curated record. Lineage: Eukaryota; Viridiplantae; Streptophyta; Magnoliopsida; Fabales; Fabaceae. The transcript is spliced from 3 exons.